Pseudopipra pipra is the source of this 3915-nucleotide messenger RNA. It is a transcript of the gene EEIG2, whose product is annotated as EEIG family member 2. The coding region runs from base 304 to 1485 and encodes 393 amino acids. The transcript has 11 exons. The record is from RefSeq and is a predicted model, not a curated record. NCBI's taxonomy places the organism in Eukaryota, Metazoa, Chordata, Aves, Passeriformes, Pipridae.
CGCUCGCCCAGGGUUGGGGCCGCGGCCACGUCACUGAUCCGGACAUCUCCGCUAUUAAAAGCCUUUCCCCGGCCCGGGCCAGCUUCUUCGGGAAACCCCACGCUCGCGUUGGAGCCUUUGGCGGCCGCGCUCGCCAAUGGGUCUGGCGGGCGCUGGGGGCAGCGGGCGGAGCGGAGGCGGGCGGGUUUGAAAGGGAGGCGCCGGCUGCCAUGUAAGCGCUGUCCGGGAGCGCCGCGGCCGGCGGGGCUGAGCUGGGAGCGGCCGGAGCUCCGGCCCGGCCCGGGUGCCGCCCUCGCCCCGGGCAUGGGAGCGGAGCGGGGCGGCCGGCGCGGAGCGGAGCUGCCGUGGGGGCGGCCCGCGGGCGGCCCCUGGCCCAUGGCCUUCAUCAUGAUGAAAAAGAAGAAGUUCAAGUUCCGCGUGGAGCUGGAGCUGGACGAGCUUUCCUCUGUGCCCUUCGUCAACGGCAUCCUCUUCUGCAAGGUGCGGCUGCUGGACGGGGGCAGCUUCAGCGGGGAGUCCUCCCGGGAGGUGGUGCAGGCAAACUGUGUCCGCUGGAAGAAAAAGUUCUUAUUUAUGUGUAAAAUCAGUGCCAGUGCCACAACAGGGAUUCUGGAUACUUGCAUGUGCAGGGUGUCUGUACGGAAGGAAUUAAAAGGAGGAAAGGCAUAUGCAAAGCUGGGAUUUGCAGAUCUAAAUCUAGCAGAGUUUGCUGGAUCGGGAAAUACCACUCGUCGCUGUUUACUGGAAGGUUAUGAUACCAAAAAUACAAGACAAGACAACUCCAUUCUCAAAGUUUUGAUCAACAUGCAGCUAAUGUCUGGAGACCCAUGCUUUAAAACGCCUCCUUCCACAGCAACAUCUAUAGCAAUUGCUGGAGAAUCAGAAUCUUUGCAUGAAGACAGGAAAGGUGGAGAAAACUUAAAAGUAGCACAUCUGGGUAUAGCAGAUAUCUCAUCAAAGAGUGCCUCUGUCCCAGAUGAACUUGGUGCAUGUGGACAUUCCAGAACAUCAAGCUAUGCAAGUCAGCAAUCAAAACUGUCAGGAUAUAGUACAUGUCACUCUAGAUCAUCCAGUCUGUCUGAACUCUGCCACAGGAGGAACACCUCAGUGGGGAGUACCUCAGUGGGGAGUACCUCAACGGGAACUGGAAGUAUUCUAGAGCCAUGUGAAGAGUCUGAGCCAAAAGUAACUGAAGCUAAUAUUGAUACAUCUCCUGAAGAUGCACCAUCAGAAACACAAUGCAGACAUCCUGUAAAGCAAGAUUCUGUGGAGUCACAGCUAAAGAGGGUUGAUGCUACCAGAGUUGAUGCUGAUGAUAUAGUUGAAAAAAUACUUCAGAGUCAAGACUUCAGUUUAGACUCAAGUGCAGAAGAGGAAGGUUUAAGAUUAUUUGUGGGCCCUGGUGGAAGCACUUCUUUUGGAAGCCAUCAUCUACCUAACAGAGUAGGAUCUGGAGCAUAUGAACAGGUGGUGAUAAAACGCUGAAUUAGAAUGCAAACGAGGAAAACUUUGAGCUCUGGUGUUGAUACUUCUGGUUUUGUUUGCUCUGUUGCAAGAGUUGAGAAACACAAAAUUAACUUAUGUGAUAUUUUUCUGAAAAGAAAUGGAAUGCCUCUUGCUCAUAGAGCAUCAUCUUCUGUGGUAUGAAGGCAAUGUUUAACUGUGUAUACCUUGUGAGAGCACUUGGACUGUUUUUUUAAGCUGUAUCUGAUGUUAUUGGAAUUAAUUUUUGUGUGAAACAUCUUUGGAAGCAUGAUGAAUUGAGUCCCAUUUUGGUAUUUUACACAAGAGAUCACUUGUGGUGAUGUACUUUGUUCAUGACUUCAUUAGAAAAGAAGCUUCUGAAAGUUGGUCUUAAAUGCACCUGAAAAAAGUAAUUACUCAAUUUGCUCUUACCUGCAGACUACCUACUGUAGUCUUAUAGAGGCUAAUUAGUUCUAUCCAGUCAGUCAUUAUCAAGCCAAUGUUGUGGCCUCCACAAAACAGCCCAGCUAUGUUUUAACAGAACUAAAAGCUUAGGAGUACUGAGCACAACUUCAUUGUAGGGUUGAACAGCAGAAGUGAACUCCACACACAUUUAAAAAAAAAACCACUAAACUAAAUACAUCUAAACCAGACAAUAAUCAAUUGUGUUAACUGUAAAUCAAGUUCACAGGUUUAAAUGCAUCAAAUGUGACAUGUUUUUUGUUCAAGUGAUGAAAAAAGUGGGAAUCCACAUCAAAACACUAAGGCACAGUAGAGUUUUAGCAAGAAAGCUGGCUUGAUUGUUAUAUCUGGAGGACAGAAGCUGCUUCCACAGGAACUCACUCCAACAAUGCAUGAACAUUAAGAUUCAAUGGGAUGGUACUGUUUACAAACCUAGUCAGUAGUUUACUACCACUUACAUAUUUUUUAUUGUAGCUUAAUCCUUCACAGUUAGUGCUUUGCUUGUGUUUUGAAUGUGCCUUGCGGGGUUGGGGACGUACAGGGAGAUUAAAGAAUUUACUAAGAAUUUAAGCUUUAAAACUAGGUAAACAUCUAUACUAUUAUUAUUAUUAUAACUUGUUAAGAGAAGCACUUUAUUGUAGACAUACUCUGCACUCUGAAAAGGUUUUAGUGUGCAACAUCUUUGUUGAACUUUCUUCACUAUCUGUCCACUGUUGCAUUAAAGUCAAUGUACUGUAUUUAAAUUUGCACAAGUAGUGACUUGCCCGACAGGCAAGAAAGAUCUCUUUAAAUUUUCACUGAGAAUAGGAAAGAAUCCAUUUUUGAAGGGAUAUGUUAGGUGACACGUGUAAUUAAUUGUAAACUGCAAACGGCUUUAAUUUUGUUAUGUUUAGUGGUACUGUUUAUCAGUAAGGCUUGGAAUAAAUAGAAAUAGUGUGGCCACUUUUGAAAGCUCAGAAUGCUUCAAAUUCUGCUCAGAGUGAUGUUUGACACCUUUUUAUUGAAAUAGAAGUAGGCCAUAUUUAAUAGGUUAAAUCCGAAAAAGCAGACUGUUUUCUAGAAAUCCAUACCAGAAUUAUUAAACUAAUUUUUAUUUGUAUUUUUAAGGAAAUCUCAGAUUUUAAAGCUUGAGUACUGUUAUUGAAUAUGAAGAAUAUGAGCAAUUUCUCAGUUUCGGUACUUAAAUACUUUUAUUUCCUACUGUUGAUUAUAAUCUCUUUAAAAGAAUUAAUGCAAAGAUUCUAUUCUAGCUGCUGUUAAUAGAAGUGUGGUAUUAUCCAUUUCUGUUCUCCACAGGAAUUUUAAACAGAAACUACUCAACUGCUAGUAUACAACUAUCUGUCAGAAUGUUAUAGUUUCCUUUCCUGUCACAUAACUAACUCGUACCAUUGUAUAUUUGAAUACAUUAUUUGCUUUCAGUACUCUUACUACACUUGUUGACAAAUCUAUUAAAACCUUUAGUAGCUAGAUGGUAACUCAAGUUUACUAGGAAAACUACAUACAGUUUGAGGAAAACUACAUAUAGUUUGAGGAAAACAGACUUUUUAAAAAACAUUGUACAGCUACUUAUGUAAUUCUCAAGGGAAUUUCCAUAGCCCAGAUUUGUGUUUUAUGUUAAAAGACACAGCUAAUUGUCAUAGAUUAGAUACUUUCUUUACUAGAAAUAAUUAUUUUCUUGCCUGAGCAGAUGUUUUAGGGAAGUUGACAUAGAAAUCCAACUUUUAAUAAAAUUGUAUCCUAGUAAUUUAUUCUUCUGACUUGAGUUACAGCUCUUCAUGAAGUGAUUCUCUAAUUGUGUGUAUUUUAAGUGGAAUAUAACCUUCAUAUUUAGGUGUUGUAUUUUCCUUUUUGUAAACUGUGUUAUAGAAAUACUGGAGACUUCUAUAUAGUAAACUGUUCAGGAUGUGUGGGUGGGUUAUGGGGGUUUUUUUACUGUAUUUAAAUGCAAAUCUCUCAGACAUUCAAUAAACUCAUGUCUUCAGCUUGGAA